This is a messenger RNA of Rattus norvegicus (Norway rat), 2278 nucleotides long. The record is from RefSeq and is a predicted model, not a curated record. Lineage: Eukaryota; Metazoa; Chordata; Mammalia; Rodentia; Muridae.
CCAUUGUUCUGGGUGGAAGCAGGCCCUGGGGCACUCAAGGUUUCAACCAUUGAACAGCUCCUCUCUGAGACUGGACUCUAUGGCCUCACACAUGAAGCAUCUUUAUGGUAGCUUUGUUGGUUUCUGAACAGCAGGCUUUCUUUCCUCAGCAGCUGGGGAAAUGUCCACAAAAUGAUCAUCUAAGGUGCCUGCAGUGACAUACACCUGGAAUCAGCUCCAAGUUGUGGAAAUCUUGGGCUUUCCUUCUUCCUUCCAAAAGUUGGACUCACAACCUGAAAGACUAAAUGUCAGAAGACAACAAGGCCUGAAAGGGAACAGAGAAGAGUCGCAUGUGCUUCUCAAAGUCUGAGGAAAUGCAAAGCAGGUCAGUGCUUUGUGGACCAGAGUAGAUCCCUCAUCCUCCAUCACAGAAGGAUGAAUACCUCCAGUUCCUAGAUGGAGCAGGGAGCCAAAAGAUCUAAGAAAGUUAGAGCAGUAACUAGAACUUCCAUGAGUACGAAGGUGGCACUGUGCUUAAGAUUAUCUCGUUGGCCUUUCCAACUUGGGCCUGGCAGAAUGGCUCCCGCAAAGAAGAAGAAGAGCCGUUCUGCCAUCAACGAGGUGGUGACCCGAGAAUACACCAUCAACAUUCACAAGCGCAUCCAUGGAGUGGGCUUCAAGAAGCGUGCUCCUCGGGCACUCAAAAAAAAUCGGAAAUUUGCCAUGAAGGAGAUGGGGACUCCAGAUGUGCGCGUAGACACCAGGCUCAAUAAAGCCGUCUGGGCCAAAGGAAUAAGGAAUGUUCCGUACCGCAUCCGAGUACAUUUGUCCGGAAAUCGUAAUGAGGAUGAGGAUUCACCAAACAAGCUCUACACACGGGUAACUUACGUGCCUGUUACCACAUUCAAAAAUCUACAGACGGUAAUGUGGAUGAGAACUAACUGCUGAAUGUCAAAUAAAGUUACAAACUGCAAAAAAAAAAAAAAAAAAAAAGAUUAUCUCAUUGGCCAGAGGAAAAUAAAUUUUGAUUGGCCCAAUCAAAACAAAUCAGGAAAAAAUAACAAACCCAGUGGAGCCACUGGGGCAUUGUAUAUAACAUUAUGAACGAACUUCUGGAAUCCAUGAUUCAAUACGCCCAUAGCAUAGAAAAAGAAACUGAGGUUCAAAGUGUCAAGUGUUCCAGGACAGAGAAUCAUUAAGUAAGAUAGAACAAGGAACCCAGGUCUAAAUCUUUUUUAAUUUCCCCCAUUUUAAUGAAAGAACACAGCAUGACAGCAACAAAUAAGACUUGGAGACAUACUGCUUGCUUAGAAAAAAGGGCCCCAAAUAAAUAAGAUAUUAUUGUCCCAGGCAUCCAGAGGCUGAGUUGGAACUGCAGACACCAGGUGACAGUUCAGAGAGCUGUGACCCGGAAGAAGUAAUGAGCGAGUCUGUGGCAGAAGCACAGUAUGAGCUAAUGUCAGGUUUCCACAGAGGCCAUGCUCCCCCUCUUCAGAACUUUGAACCACUCUACCGCACGGGCCACCCUCUUUGACAGUCUAUAUAGGGACCAGCCACCAUCCCCUAGUCUAGAACUACAAUCCAAAUCCCACUGCAUGCAUAAAAAACAAAUUUUCAAACAUACACAGACAGGACUCAUGUUUAGUCUGUAUGUCCUGCCAUUAGUCUGUGAGUCCUGCCAACCCCUGUCCGCUGAAUGACAAUGAAAUGAGAAGCAGGCUCCAGGCUAAGCCCAGACAUCAAGCAUGAGUAGUAGUGGCUGCUGACAUCCAUGCUCUACCCAUGUUUAUAACAUUUGUAUCUUCUCUCUAGAGCAGAGUCUUUGUUAGGAUAGCCUUCCCCAUUUGUAAUAUUUCAGUGUGAAAAAUCCAGGUCAUGAUUUCUUAUUUAGGCCAUGUCUGCCAAAGAGCACCACCAGAUGGUAGAAGGGUCAGUGUUGUUCUUAGUGGCUUCGUGACUGAUGUGACCAAUAUGUUUGAGUCGAUGUGAUUUGGUGUUUAAGGAAGGAAGACAGAAGGAUGAAGGGACAACAAAGAAAAGCAAUGAUUGGCCAAACAGCAGUUCCUCUAAAGUGCUAAUAAAUGGCAGUCAGGAAUCAGCCCCAUGGUGGGUCUCCCUGUGCUCUACAUCAUAUGUGAACUGUACAUCUGAGUCACAAGUCGGGGCAAAUGGCUCAGACAAUAAAGGGUUUGCUGUAAAAGUGUGAGAAUUGAAGUUUGAUCCACAAACUCACAUUUUACAAAAAUUGGCUUGAAGCCAGGGUGAGGGGAGGCCCCUCACUCACUCAGAGGAGAAGGGG